AUGACCGAGACGAAGAUUGCAUUCGACCGGUUGAGUGAUUUCAACUGGCUGACUUGGAGAUUCCGGAUGGAGUUGAUGAUGAUGAGGGAAGAUCUCUGGUCAACAGUAAAGGAUCCAAAACCAGAGCCCGCGGACAUCACAUCGGCGUGUACAAGAAAGGACGAGAAGGCUCGAGCGCUGAUUGGAUUGGCGCUGGAAGACAGCCAAUUGAGCCACAUCAUGGAUGCUGUAAGUGCGAAGGAGAUGUGGGGCAAGCUGAAAGGAUACCACAUCUUAAGAAGAUUAUGUUCAAUGCGCCUCCAGGAAGAAGAAAACAUGUCCGACCAUCUUAUGAAAGCUUUGGAGCUUGUUCAUCGAUUGCCUAGGAUGGGAGAACCGUUGAAAGAGCACCUGGUAGUAGCGAUUAUGCUGUCGAGCCUGCCCGACUCGUAUAGCCCGCUUGUAACAUCCUUUGAAGGACGCCCGGAAGAGGAUCUCAAGCUAGAUUAUGUCAAAGGAAAAUUGCUUGAUGAGUGGAGGAGAAAAACUGAAGGGCAGAAACAGGAAUAA
Aedes albopictus (Asian tiger mosquito) is the source of this 549-nucleotide messenger RNA. RefSeq lists its product as uncharacterized. The coding region runs from base 1 to 549 and encodes 182 amino acids. The record is from RefSeq and is a predicted model, not a curated record. NCBI's taxonomy places the organism in Eukaryota, Metazoa, Arthropoda, Insecta, Diptera, Culicidae. The transcript has a single exon.